CCAUUUCAGCCAUUUCAUCAGUUGCGAUUUAACAUUCGAUUUGAUAAAACGUGUUUGUUGUUUUGCGCGAAUAUCUUCGUUGUGAUCCAAACCAUCCAAACUCAGUAUUUGAGAAAAACAAAUAAAAAAACACACAUACAAAAAAAGAUACAACAGUUCUAACCGGCUCUGUGUGAGUUUGGGCCCCAGAACCAAAAAAUAAAAAAAUCUAUUUUAUUAUCAAAAAACAAAAAAAAAAAACAACACAAAAUAAUUGUGUCAAGUCCUGCCAUAAAAAAGUGAUUAGAAAAUUAGCCCUACCAAAAUAAAGUUUGGUAAGUUGGCCGGCCAUAAAUCAAGUGAGAGCUGCUGGUUCUGCACCAAGAACAGCAACAAAAUUAAUAAAAAAUACAAACAAAAAUAAAGCAACAAUUUUGAAUGGCAAAAAUCAUAAAAAAUUAACUUUCAAUUUCAUUUGAUUAUUUUUUGCAAACAAAAAAAGUGUUUAAAUUGUUUGUGUGAUAAUACCUUGCAAAAAAAGAAAUAUUCAAAUAAAUAUACAAAAAAUAGUGAAAAAUAAUAAAUAUUUCACGCUCCAAUUGUUAUGUGAAAAAUUAAAAAAUAAAUCACAGCUGAAAAUCUAAAUAUCUGUGGCGAGUGAUUCACAACAGAACAGCAAAAACUUUCUUCUUUCCAAAAUACCUGGUUGGGCAUUUGGAAAAGCGUUUUGUGUUAAUUCUCAAAAAAGGUCAGUAUCGAAUUACAAACGAAUGGCGAACGUUAACCAAACAAAGUAACAACAACUAAUCAGAAUAUUGUCAAUGGAUGGAUUCUGUCAAUGCUCAACACUUGAGAACCUCCAAAAAAGAACACAUUGAAGUAAUUCCGUUUGCCGAAAAUUCGUUGUAUAUGAGCUGCUCAGUAUUGUUUCGAUUACAUUUGGCGAAGAAGUGAAAGUAAAAUUCGCAGCUGAAAAGUUAACAAUAAGAAUAUCCCAACGUCCCUCCUGAACGUCACCGUCACCCCGUUCACCAUCACCACAGCUGAUUAUCGUUUUGUGGAACCACCAGCGCGAACGCAUUUAUAAUUAGAAUUUAACAAGCCGAGUAAAGUGGGGAAAAUAUACGCUCUUCAGAUAUUACUUAAUUAAGCACACGUUGUAGUGGACCAUAACAUAAGGCAACAGAAACAAAAGUUGUUUCCAUGAAAUUCAAUUGGAUUUGAAGUGAAUAUGCAACAGAGGCCGUUUGAUUUUGACACAACAUAUCAAUCAAAUUUUUAUUGUUAAAUUAAGGAAACCAGCAACAACAACAAUACUUUAACUAAACAAACGAAAUUUAGGAAACCGCCAAGGAAGAACUCCAAGAACCCUCAGCACCAUAAAUUGAAAUUGUUUAAAUUUCAAAAUUUAUUUGUUAUUCAAUUUGAGGAAGUGAGGACGAGAACACAGCAGCAAAAUGCGCUUCUUAAUAUUAAUUUUAGCUUUAGUUCUUCACAUAGCAUGUGGCCAAUAUCAUCAAUCCUCCGCCUCGGUGGGUGUGAAUUUUGAAAAUAUCUCCCCACCCCACAUGUCCGGCGGCGCCAUGGCAGCCUCCCAAAGUGAACAGGAUAAGCCCAGAACACGACGCAUGUACGCCAUGUGUCCGCCAAAUUUCCAACGCAUUGGCACCGAAUGUUUUUCUCUCUCCCAGCAGCAGGGUAGCUGGCUGGAGGCCCAUUUCAUUUGUAAGGAUAAAAAUGCCCGCCUGGCUGAACCGGAAAAAUAUGCAAAUCGCAAGCUGCGACAAUUUCUGUUGAAAAAUGAUGGAAACACGGAUCCCAUAUGGAUUGGCGCCACCUACGAUUGGGUCAACAAAAUGUGGCAGUGGAGCAUUAGUGGACGCAAUUUAACAUUCAAUGACUUUUAUGAUAAGUCUAUAGAACACAGUUUGGAAAAUCAUUGUGCAGUAUUUGAUCCUCAAUACAAAUACAGAUGGUCAUCAAGAUCUUGUGUGGACAAACAUCGUUUCAUUUGCCAGCAUAAAAUGCCCAAGGUUAGCGAAAAGAAUCGUCACAAGGUCUACAAUCGCUGGAAUGCCACCUAUCCCAAUCAAUUGGCCAAUGAAGUUAUUUUGGAGGUGAUCGACCGCAAAGGAAGGUACAAUCGCCGUGUCAUUGCCGAUGGCAGUAACGAAGAAAUGGUUGUCCCCACCCGUCCCGGUACUCACAAUCGUCGCCGUCGUCCACGCCCUCAACGCCCCACUGCGGUGCCCGGUGAAAACGAUGUCACCUAUCAAUCUCCUCAUACCCCAAGACAUCCCCGCGUUCGCACCACCACAACCACCACCACUCCAUAUCCCUACACUGCAACCUCACUACCCAACAACCGUGACAAUGAAAUCCUAGGACCCCAUGAAGCCGUCACUCCCACACCGGCCAACGUGCAAAGGAGAAAGAACUCGAAUGUACGCACAAAAUUGGAUCGCGAACUGCAGCGCCAGCGUGAAAAGGAAUUGAGACGUUUGCAACGCAAAAAGGAAAGGCAAGAAAAGAAACGCCGUGAAAAGGCUGAAACCUUGAGAAAAAUGCGCGAACAAAGGGAACAGGAAAAACGCCGCAUUCACGAAGAGAAAAUGAGACAGAAACAAUUGCAACAACAAAAUCAGCAACAGCAAAGGGAAUUGGAUCAAAUCCGCCAAAAGGAAAACGAGGCCGAGCAACAGAGGCAGCAACGUGAACGACAACUGGAGGAAACCCAACAGAAGAGCAAAUUGCAAGAAAUCGAGUCGUUGAAGAAGCAACGCGAGGAGGAAGAAAGAAAACGUUUGGAAGACGAAGCUGAGGAGAGAAGACGCCAGGCUUAUUUGGAAAAAAUGCGUGAAUUAGAGGAACAAGAGAGAGCCAAGGCUGAAGAGGCACGCAAACAGGAAGCCGAAAAGAAAAUGGAAGAGGCCCGAAGACAAGAGGAGGAACGCAAACGUUUAGAAGAAGCCAAACGCAAGGAAUACGAAGAACGCCUCAAGCAAGCCGAAGAUGAAAGAGCCCGCCAAUUGGCUGAAGAACAAGAACGCAGACGUCUCCAGGAUGAGGCAAACCGCCGUCAAAUCGAAGAAGAACAAAAACGCAAACAGGAAGAAGAACGUAGGCGAUUGGACGAAGAGGAGGAACGUUUGAAAUUACAGCGCUUGGAAGAAGAGAGACGUGUCGAAGAACAGGAAUUGGCCCGCUUGCGCGAAGAACAAAGAAAACGAGCGGAAAUUCAACGCAAACGUGAGGAGGAAAUAAAACGUCUUGAAGAGGAAGAGAAACGCAUUGCCGAAGAGGAGGCACGCAUCAAAUACGAACUGGAGGAGGCGGAGAGACAGCGCAAGCUUGAAAUUGAAAUGGAAGCUAAACGGGCCGAAGAAGAGGCCCGCGCCAAAGAGGAGGAACUUAAGCGUCGCGAAGAACAAGAGGAACGUGAUCGUUUGGCCAAAAUCGAACAAGCCAAGCGCAUAGAGGAGUCGCGCAAAGAACAAACCAAAAACGAAGUUAGUAAUAAUUUCAGAAAUCGUUUGGCCUCGUUAUCGCCGGAAUUGCUCAAGGAAUUCAUGGAGAAGCGAAAACAGCGUAAAUUGCAAAAGAUGAGAGAAGAGAAGGCGCGACAAGAGGCAUUAGCAAAUGGUUCGGCUUAAAUUGGUGAUCCCUCCAGCCAAACCACCUACCAACCGAAAACUAAACGAACUUAUGAAUAAGCUAACAUUUUUCUAGAUUUUCAUCGUCUCUCUCUCUUUCCGAUUCUCACACUCUCGUUGAAGUUCUCUCUAUUUCGACCCCCUAACGAUUAGCCAACCCAAAUGAGAUGAUGUUGUAUAUUUGUGUUAAUAGAGGAAAAAGGGAACACGCGUUUACUCUCUUUUGUUGUAAGCAUUAAAGAGAGUUUGAAAAAAACACAAAGUCGUAAUACAUUCUUUUUUUCGUUUCUAACAAUUCGUCAAAUUUUUUCCAUUAAAAAAUAUACUCACAAAAAAAAUUAAAAACGAGUUGUUUUCAGUUUUUUGUUGUCUUAUUUUUCGUUUUGUCAAGUACAACUCCCUGAACCCACAGCUUCCACACAACCCCCAUAUACCCAUUCUAACAGAGAUUUAAGUGCACUAUAGUAUUAAAUUUUAAAACCCCGGUUUUAAAACACACAAUCAAAAAAAAAAAGAAAAGUCAAAUGCCAAAAUACUUAUGUGAGAAAAUAUUUUGAAAGAAAAAAAUGAUUUUUUCUUUUCAAAAGAAGAACACAUCAAGAAGAACUGUAUAUACAUAUCCUUAAAAUAAAAUGUAAUGCACCGAACUUUUUUUAAAAAAAAAUUAUAGAUUUUUAAAAUGUACUUUUAUCCCCCCACAUCGACAGGUGACACGAUUACUUUCCACUUUCCAUUAAGAAAAAGAAAAAAAAAACAAAAUAAUUAUAAACCGACUAAACAAAAACCUACAACGAUAAUCAGGACUAUGAUUUGGGUGGGACUGGCCGUCAU
Molecule: messenger RNA, 4463 nt
Organism: Musca domestica (house fly)
Lineage: Eukaryota; Metazoa; Arthropoda; Insecta; Diptera; Muscidae
Product: trichohyalin-like
Exons: 10
Coding region: 1437-3632 (731 amino acids)
Source: RefSeq, a predicted model, not a curated record